UCCGAACUCGGAACUCGGGUUUAUCGUUCCAGUAUGACGUUCGAGCUCGGAAGUAUGACCUCGGAGGCGGAAAUUGCAAAUGGAACGCACCUGCGCAUCGGAAUUCCGACUCGGAAGGUCGGAAAAAACCCCACUACCCCUACUUCCGGGGUCGGAGUUUCCGAGUUCCGAGGUAAACUGGAACGCAGCAUCCCCUCCUCGCUGUCCGCCGCUGCCCCUCACAGGGUGUCGUGCGACGAAGGGCGUCAACAAGUGCCCCACAAGUGUGACCCACUUCCAAAUCAACACUGUCAAGUAGACACUGUGUACUACACUGUUGUGAUAAGGUUUUAUUUUGGUCGUCAGGAGGCAAGAAACUGAUGACACCAUCAGUUUGCUGCCAUGGAGAUGGGUGUGUUGAUUUCAUCCCAAAGGACUGUGUGUUCAUCAUGUCUUGAUUAGAGGCACUGCAGGGUUUAUGCUCUUCCAUUAAGUUUGGGUACGAAGGACUCUUGGUGCCACGACAGAAAAAGAAAAACGGAUCAGUAUCACUUUAUAGCAUAUAUGAUAAUAAUAUAUUUUCACGGUAUAGCAAUAUUGUUUCAUGAAAUGUUUGUAUGUUGUGAUAACAGGAAAAUAUCUUGUUAUCACAAUAAACAUUUCAUCUUUAAAACGUGAUACUGAUCUGUUUUUCUUUUUCUGGCAUGGCAGCAAUAUACUGUACUUCUGUAUUGAAGACGAAUGUUAAAUAAAUUUAAAAAGUAGGGGUCAAAAUCAAGGCAGCAGAGUAGAUAGCCAGACUUUUACUCCCCACAAACUCUUAUACACGUAGUUCACUCUGUAUAGGUUUAUUGAUAGUGGCACAUACAUAUCUAUUGUUGGGCUCUAUAGUUCAAUCAUCAUUGCAGCCUCAUGUGCAGAGGGAGACCUCUUUGGUUUUAUCUGGAAUGGACGAAUUCCCAGAGGACUGCAUGACAUCUGUUGUGCUUUCCUUGCAUAGAGACCGGCAUCACCAGGCAGUGUACAGCUAGACCUGGCUUGUUGUUAGGUGAACCACACUGUGCUGCCGGAUGCAUCUGUUUGAAUUAUUGUCCAAGAAAGUGUGACGCUCGUGUAGAUGGGAACAAGAUCAAGAGCAAAGGUCAUCUACAUUUCAAAAAAUGUGUUAGUCUACUGCUAAACUUUGGAGAAUGGAUAAAACGGGUGGUGUUGGUGUUGGAGGAAACCACUGGCAGAGACUCCUCCAGAGGCAUCGGGGGCAGAAAGUGAAUGAGGAAGGAAAAGAUGGAGCCAAGGACCAAGGGAAACGAAACACCUUUGUGGAUUUGAAAUUGAAAGUGAAUUGGAAAGAGUGGGUGGUUGACCCAGCAGAACAUUUUUAUUAUGUCUGGCUACAGGUCAUGAUCUUCCCCAUUGUCUACAACUGGGUGAUCAUCAUUCUGAGGACAUGCUUCACUGGAAUUGCCAUGAGCUACCUGCCUGUGUGGCUUACGCUGGACUAUCUGUCAGACCUCAUGUAUAUUGUUGACAUGAUCAUCACUGUUCACACAGGUUACUUGGAUCAGGGCAUCCUGAUAAAAGAGCUAACUCAACUGAAGAAGCGGUACCUGCACUCCAAACGUUUCUUAAGGGACUUGGCUUCCCUGCUGCCGACUGACUUUCUCUACUUUGCCGUUGGCAUCCAAACUCCGAUGGUGAGGAUCAACCGCCUUCUGCGCAUGCCCCGACUCAACGAGGCCUUGGAUCGCAUGGAGACAAGAACCUCCUACCCUAACACCUUUCGCAUCACCAAGCUCAUGAUCUACAUCUUUGUGUUGAUCCACUGGAAUGCCUGUCUCUACUUUGCACUGUCCAACUACAUCGGCUUUGGUAGUGAUCUCUGGGUCUACCCAAACAUCACCAGACCAGAGUUUGCCUCCAUGCGUCGUCAGUACUUUUACUGCUUCUGGUUCUCUGCCCAGAUUUUCACCACAGUAGGAGACACCCCUCUGCCGAAGAGGGAAGAGGAGCAAUUGUUUAUGAUUGCAGACCUGCUCAUUGCCGUGCUGGUAUUUGCAUCUAUUGUUGGCAAUGUCGGUAAUGUAAUCUCAAGCUUAAGAGAUCGUGAUAAUGUCUUCUUCCCCAACCAUGAACUGGUAAAGGCAUACCUGCGUAGCCAUCACAUUAGCAAGGAGCUUCGCCAGCGCAUAGACAACUGGUACCAGCAUCUGCACAUCAACAAGAAGAUCAUGCGAGAGAAUGAAAUCCUGCAGCAGCUGCCUGUACACCUGAGGACAGAGAUUGCUGUCAGCGUUCAUCUUCCCACACUUUCCAAAGUCACCAUCUUCCAGAGCUGCGAGAAAAGUUUGCUGGAGGAGCUGGUGCUUAAGCUCACGCCUCAGGUAUUCAGUCCAGGAGAGUACGUCUGCAGGAAAGGAGAUGUGGGCCAUGAAAUGUACAUCAUCAAAGAAGGGAAACUUGCAGUUGUAGCAAAUGAUGGAGUCACAGAGUAUGCUGUGCUCAGUGGAGGGAAUUUCUUUGGGGAAAUUAGUAUUCUCAACAUCAAAGGUAACAAGUCAGGCAAUCGUCGCACUGCCAACAUCCGAAGCAUUGGCUACUCUGACCUGUUCAGCUUGUCCAAAGAAGAUCUUACAGACGUGUUGUCUGAGUUCCCUGCAGCCAAACAUCACCUGGAGGAGAAGGGCAGACAGAUCCUCACCAAGAUGGGCAUGUUAGAGGAGAGUGGGGAGGGAGAGGAGGAGGAGGAGGCAGAAAAGGUCGAAACCAAGAUAAACAGGUUGGAGAGUACCUUGGAGGUGCUGCAAACAAAACUAGCUCGACUGAUGAUGGAGUUAGAGUCGAGUAACAGCAAGAUGCAGGCCAGAGUGGAGCAGCUGGAGAGGGAAGUGGCAGCACUGGAGACUCAGCCAGAAGAUGGUGAGGAAGGAGAAAGAGCACAGGGAAGAGGUGACGGGGUGGGAGAGGACAUUGAAUGGGAGCGAGAGGAGGCAGAAGGAGAGGAAGAGGAUGCUGCAGAUGCUAAAGUGAAAAAACUGGGACAGGGAGAAGAUAGCAAUGAUGUGACCAAGGAGGGAGAUGGAGAGAGCACUAAAAGCACAAAGGAAGAUGUGGAGAGAAUGGUGGAGGGAGAUAUAUAUGGGCCGAAGGAACCAGAUGACCAACCAAAGAAAAAAGACAAUGACGGAGACAAAAUCCCAGAUAUAGGAGAUGACAGACCUGGGAAAGGAGAUGGAGCUGAAAUAGAUCCUGAAGACAAGACAGAGGAGAAGAGUGGAGAAAGCGAAUCUGAGGCCGGGAGAGAAAAGGCUGAAGAAGAACAAAGAGGAAUGGGGCAGAAAGAUGAAGAGCAAAAAAAAAAGAAUUGAAAAGCAAAAUAACUGUUAAGGAGAAUGAAGUUUAAAAAUAUCUAAAUGUGUAUUUUCUAUUUCGUUUAUAAUAAUAAAACAAUGAAAAACCUCAGCA
Messenger RNA from Scophthalmus maximus (turbot), 3441 nucleotides. RefSeq names its product cyclic nucleotide gated channel subunit alpha 4 (gene cnga4). Gene Ontology annotation, molecular function: intracellularly cGMP-activated cation channel activity; cGMP binding; intracellularly cAMP-activated cation channel activity. Gene Ontology annotation, cellular component: plasma membrane; intracellular cyclic nucleotide activated cation channel complex. Gene Ontology annotation, biological process: monoatomic cation transmembrane transport. The record is from RefSeq and is a predicted model, not a curated record. Lineage: Eukaryota; Metazoa; Chordata; Actinopteri; Pleuronectiformes; Scophthalmidae. The transcript is spliced from 7 exons. The coding region runs from base 1170 to 3344 and encodes 724 amino acids.